GAGUAUGCGGUGUCCGCCUCACGGAAUAUAUUUUGGUGUGUUUUUGGUUAUUUUGUGACACUUAAAGACAUGUACAACUUCACAUCCCUGAGCGCUCAUGGAGAGCCAGCGGGUCGCAUUUUUCUAGGUGUCGCGCUCUCUCUCCUCGUGCUGUGGACGUUAUUGGGGAAUUUCACGGUUUGCGCUGCGGUUUUGCGCUUCCGUCACCUGAGAGGAAAAGUUACCAACAUCUUCAUCGUGUCUCUGGCGAUGUCCGACCUGCUGGUGGCGGUUCUCGUGAUGCCGUGGAAAGCGGCCACGGAGGUGACAGGACACUGGGCGUUUGGCUCUUUCUGCCAGUGCUGGGUGGCUUUUGACAUUAUGUGCUCCACCGCUUCCAUCCUGAACCUGUGCGUAAUCAGCUUGGAUCGAUACUGGGCAAUAUCAAACCCGUUUCAAUACGAGAGGAAGAUGAACCGUAGAGUCGCCCUCGUUAUGGUCAGCGUAACUUGGAUCGUAUCGGUGGCUAUAUCAUUCGUGCCCGUACAGCUGAACUGGCACCGGGCAGACCUGGGAACGGUCACCACAAGCAACUGGACCACCAAGGAAACAUGUGACUCGAGUCUGAGCAGAACCUACGCCAUUUCAUCCUCUCUAAUAAGUUUUUACAUUCCCGUAGCAGUGAUGCUGGUCACAUACACGCGCAUCUACCGCAUUGCUCAGGUUCAAAUCAAGAGCAUCUCUUCGUUGGAGCGCGCGGCGCAGCGCGCACAGAGCUGCAGAGCAGGUGCGCGCACCUGUCCUCUCCAACACCGCGCGAUAAGAGAAACCAAGCUCUUUAAAACUCUCUCCGUGAUUAUGGGGGUGUUUGUGUGCUGCUGGUUUCCCUUCUUCGUCCUGAACUGUGCGGUUCCUUUCUGCCACAAGCCAAAUUGUGUCAGCGAAGCAACAUUUAACGUGUUCGUGUGGUUCGGCUGGUGCAAUUCAUCUCUUAAUCCGAUCAUAUAUGCUUUCAACUCUGAUUUCAGAGAUGCCUUUGCUCGACUUCUGUGCUGCCAUGACCUGUGCACCAAAACACUUCUUGAUAUUCAGUGCAAGGAUCCGGUGUCCACUAAUCAGGGCAGCUCUGUUAACACUAUGGAGGUCGGUUAUGUUAGUUUGGAGAAGGUGGACAACGAAAUGCAGCGUCCAUUGGUGGAAAUACAUAUGUUUGGAGAUGAGAGCGAGGUUAAGCAUGCUAACUCAGAAGAUGCGUGUCAGAGUAAAUGACUUUUUUAUUAGGCUUAUAGGUGUAGGGGAGACAGGGCUAGUUUUCACAAUUAAUAUUUUUCAGGUUUUAUUUUUGAAUGUCAAUUUCUGUAUAGGCACAUACCUUAACGUUUUGCCUACAAAAAGAUUAAAUAAUGUCCAGUUCCAUCAAUACACAUUGAUUUUAUCGGGGCAUGUUGUCACAUUGGGAAUCUGCUAUUUAUUGGCCGAUUUGAGGGGAAAGUCUUAGUUUAAACUGUUCAGGUAAAAAUGCCAUUUUCAAUUUCAAAGUAAAAAUGCCAUUUUUAACAUAUAUUUUCUUUUUAAAGCAAUUUUACAGUAAAGCAAUCCAUCCAAAAUGUAGCUGUAACAUCUACAAAAUAAUCAAAACCAAUUUUUUUACCUAAAAGGUAACACACAUUUAAUUAAACUGAUUGUAUGAAAUGAUGUUUUAUAAAACACAUAGGACAAGUUGGCCCAACCUACUUCUGAAUAUAAUCCAGCAACUUUAAAUAAAGAACUUAAAGGGAUAUUCACCUAAAAAUGUUAAUUAUUCUCAUGUCUACAAACCUGUGUGAACCUUCUUCCAUGGAAGAUGACAUUUUGAGAUUAUCAACUGCUUGGUGGCCAAAAGUAUUUAAAAUAUCUAUGUUCUACACAUAAAGUCAUACAGAAAUGACAUUUUUGGGGGGUUGGGAGAACUAUCCCUUUAACAUUUAUUCAUCAGUGUUUUUGCCAUGGUUAAAAGAAAAUAAGUGAAUAAAAAUUAGUUUGAUCCUUGUGUGCUAGUGAAUUUACACCAGAUUGACCUCUUGAAAGUUUCACCAAACUUACAUUGAUGUAAAAUACAUAUGUUUUUGAAAAUACAGUUUUCAUUUUAAAUUUGCUCCACAAUAUAUUUGACCCUUGGCAUAAAAUUAUCCCAGUUUGAGUUUAUUGUGUUCACUAUUUAACUACAAUCUAUAGUUUGGAGGAUAAUACAUAAAUAUUCUAAAUUCUGAAAAUUUUGAACUAGGUGCCUGGAACCAAUUGGAUUUCAACACCAAAACCUUCAAGCUCCUUUGCUAUAAUCAUUGUGACAAAUUUCCAUGUCUCCUAUAGCCUAUUUUUUUGUUUACUUCUUUGUAUACAUUUGAAGAUGUUAUCAUGGCCACAGAAAGAGGUUUGAGGGUUUAAUAGACCGAAUGCCAAAGAGCUCGACGAGUCCUAGUAUCGUUUUCCAUUAGGCACAAGUGCACAUGAUUACUUCCUCUCAUCAAUAAUUAGUUGGCUGCAAUCUCCACUCAAGGAAUGUUACAUUUCAAUGUGCAAGG
Molecule: messenger RNA, 2540 nt
Organism: Onychostoma macrolepis
Lineage: Eukaryota; Metazoa; Chordata; Actinopteri; Cypriniformes; Cyprinidae
Product: D(1) dopamine receptor
Exons: 1
Coding region: 70-1248 (392 amino acids)
Biological process (GO): adenylate cyclase-activating adrenergic receptor signaling pathway
Cellular component (GO): membrane
Molecular function (GO): G protein-coupled receptor activity
Source: RefSeq, a predicted model, not a curated record